ACAACGGUGGCGGUCGGUCGAAGACGGGAGAAGGCAUGCUGGGGCCCGGAGCACCACAGGGCGCCGAGGACGAUGGCGCACACUACAGAGCUGGGACGAACGCAGAAGACGCUGCAGCGAACACGGCCACGGCCACGGCUGGACCCGAAGCUGGGCGUGAAGCCGCUGGCGGUGCGGCCCGUGGGCAGGGCGCAUCUGGCGUGUCUGAGGUGUCGCACACAGAAAAUCAAGUGCUCCGGAGGGGAGCCCGCGUGCGAGAACUGCGUCGGGGCGACCAAGGCGUGCCGGUACCCGCAGCGGGAGAAAAAGGUGACGCUGCUGGAGUCGCAGUUGGACGGGCUGGCGGCGAGAAUCGAGUUUUUGGAGGCCCGGCUGGCGGAGGCGGAGCGGGGGGCGGAGGCGGGGGAGCCCGGGGAAAACGGCGGGGAGAACGGGGAGGCCGGCGGGGAGGCCGGCGAGGCCGGGAGCAUCCCGUUCCGGUCGUUCAAGACGGACCGGGCGCUGAGCGAUACGUACUUCGGGACGUCGUCGGGACAGGUGUUUGACUCGGAGUUGAAGUCGCAUCUAUUUGCCAUCACGCGGGAGUCGGAGGCGCCGGCGGCCCCGCCGGCAGCAGGGGCGCUGCCGCAGAGACGGCACUUCUUCAAGGACCCGUCGCUGGACUCGCCGUUCUCCGGAAUCGUGAUGCUCCCGGACAAGACGUACGCGCUGCAGCUGGUGGCCACAGUGGUGUCGUUCCUCGGACACGAGUACUACCUCUUUGACGCAGAGCAGCUGUACGCAGAGAUCGACGAGGCCUACGAAAGGCUGCGAGACAAGAAGCCGCUGUGGAUCUGCUACUUCCUCAUCACGCUGGCGGUGGGCGAGCAGUACAUGGCGCACUCGCCGUCGGGCGACAUCCCGGGAAUGGGCUUCUACAUGGCCGCGAUGCGCCUGUACAAGUCGUCGUACGAGGAGCCCACGCUGCAGUUUGUGCAGACGCUGAUCCUCAUUGCGUUCUACCUGCAGGGCCUCAACAGCGCCAACGCCGCCUUCUCCUUCUACGGCUUGGCGAUGCGGUCCGCCCUCAUCCAGGGGCUGCACCGGAAGCUGUCGUUCCUGCCGCCGCCGGAGCUGGAGCGCCGCAGGCGGCUGUGGUGGACCAUCUUCAUCAUGGACUCCAUCUGGUGCUCCAACCUGGGGCACCCGAUCCACGUGCAGUUCGACGACGUGGACGUCGACCUUCCGGGCGAAAACGUCCUCGACUUGCACGACGGCUUCGACAUCGAGCUGUCCGGCUACAACGUGCGGCUCGCCCAGAUCCUGGGCACCGUCAUGCGGGACGUGUACCGGCCCUGCAAGGGCGCCACCACCAUCGAGGUGAAAACCGUCCUGUGCUGUGUCGACCAGCUGGACCAGCUCCAGAAGCUCUUGCCCGCCAGGGUCCAGAACAACCUCCUUGUGUCCGAAAACAGGUCCACGGCAAACUUGUAUCUCCGCCUCAACCAGUACAUCGUCGUCACCACCCGCCCCCUCCUCUUGUCGCUCUUCGAGGGCCAUGUCCAGCCCACCGACGCAAUCAAACGCGUCGUGUCUAGGUGCGUCACCGCCGCCAUCCUCAACAUCGACAUACUCGCCAACUUGCAGAACAACGGCUGGCUCUCCGCCUUUGGCUUCUGGGAUGCCCAGUACUGCUUCUCCUCCCUCAUCAUCUUGGUCAUUUGCAGCUUUUCCGGCAACAGAUACCCGCAGGUGCACACCGGAAGACGCAUAAACACGUACAUGAAGGACGCGGGGAACUUUACCGCAAUCGACAACGAGCACAGGCUGCUGGAGCUCGACGACCUCAUGUCAAAGAUCCCAGGCCUGUCAGCCGUCGGAGAGAGCCAGAACGGAAAGGCUACCCCUACCAGCUCGGCUCCCACCCGCGGCGAAAAGGCUUUCGACCCGAAGAUCGUUUUCCCUACAGACUCUUCUCCUUCCUACGAUACCGACACCUUGUUACCGCCAGAUGUCUCCAAGGCAUCUGCAACAGGCAGCAGCCUCAACCCAAACACUGCUCCAGACGCUAGUGUUUUGGACUCAAAUGCCCGAUUUGACGCCCUGUCUCCCAACACUCGCUCGCUCUUCCAACAGCAGAGCUUGAGUGACUUCAUAUCGGACAUGAGGGAAACUUGUUCGGGCUCGAUUGGAGAUUUCGCCGCUUUCCGUAACAACGUUUCCCCCGAUACGUGGAACGAGCUGGCCUCCAAUUUACAAUUUUGGGAUCACUCCGGUCUUUAGCUGAGACCGGCAAUAUGGUGCGACUUCUCCGAGUUCUUUUCCUGGCUGAAAAAUUGCCCCACCUAUAUGAAUCUCGGACUAUCUUUGGGUCAUUUAUCGACAAACCACAAUUUAUUCUUCACUUAUCAUUUCUUAUUCCUUUAAAUUUAACCAAUAUGUACAAACUUUUAUUGAAAAAAUCUACACAUCAACCCACUG
Messenger RNA from Pichia membranifaciens NRRL Y-2026, 2460 nucleotides. RefSeq lists its product as hypothetical. The record is from RefSeq and is a predicted model, not a curated record. The transcript has a single exon. Gene Ontology annotation, molecular function: DNA binding; zinc ion binding; DNA-binding transcription factor activity, RNA polymerase II-specific. Gene Ontology annotation, biological process: regulation of DNA-templated transcription; DNA-templated transcription. NCBI's taxonomy places the organism in Eukaryota, Fungi, Ascomycota, Pichiomycetes, Pichiales, Pichiaceae. The coding region runs from base 73 to 2262 and encodes 729 amino acids.